CAUUCCGGCCUGCUGAUCAAACCAUACCACCCUUACCUUUUGACCACCUUUUGUAUUUUUUACGUUUAUUCUGAUCCUCAGGUCCUCCUAGGUCUCUACUGCCUCUCAUUCCUUCUACUGCUAGCCCACUGUACUGGUAUUAUAUUCUUAAAGACCUGCCACGUCAUGUUGAUAAAGGAAUUUCGUAUUAUUCUUCCCUUCACUCCUGAAGAAUAUCAUGUUGGUCAGCUAUGGUCGGUCGCUCAAGCUAGUAAAAAUGAAACAGGAGGUGGUGACGGUGUUGAGGUCGUCAUAAACGAAGAAAGAGAUUUUGACAAACAUGGAAAGGGACAGUUCACUCAUAAGAUAUUCCACUUAUCACAUAAAGUACCUCGUUUUGUGAGAGCGUUGGCUCCCAAAGGAUCUCUUGAAGUCCACGAGGAAGCAAUAAAUGCUUUUCCUUACAUCAAGACAGAUAUUACCAACCCUGAUUACAUGAAGGACGGGUUCAAGAUAACGAUAGAGUCCAUUCACAUUGCAGACGACAGGGGGCUACAGGAAAACGUUCAUAACUUACCACCUGAUCUUUUGAAAUUAAGAGAAGUGGUCACUAUUGAUAUUGUUAAUGAUCCUUAUGACCCACGGGAUUAUAAACCUGAAUGGGAUCCAAGGUUAGUCCGCUCCGAAAGGGCUGACAGGGGACCAUUAAAACCUGACUGGAAGGAAUCUUCCCAGCCGAUAAUGUGUGCCUAUAAACUUGUAACUUGUGAAUUUAAAUGGUGGGGGCUACAGACCAGAGUUGAAAGUAUGAUAAUGAAGGCUGAGCGUAGGAUAUUCACUUCAUUUCACAGACAAGUUUAUUGCUGGUUGGAUGAGUGGUAUGGAAUGACAAUGGACGACAUUAGACGGAUUGAAGAAGAAACUAGGAAAGCUUUAGAAGAAGCCAGAACUAAAGGGGAGCUAAGAGGAAUGAGUGAGCAAUAGACUUAUUGAACACUUCAUGCUAGUUAUUAAUAAUAAUAAUAAUUUCUCAUUUUGUUUGUCAUUAUUAUUA
Messenger RNA from Amphimedon queenslandica, 1033 nucleotides. Its product is annotated as phosphatidylinositol transfer protein alpha isoform-like. Lineage: Eukaryota; Metazoa; Porifera; Demospongiae; Haplosclerida; Niphatidae. The transcript has 10 exons. Gene Ontology annotation, molecular function: phosphatidylcholine binding; phosphatidylcholine intramembrane carrier activity; phosphatidylinositol binding. Bases 166 to 963 code for a protein of 265 amino acids. Gene Ontology annotation, cellular component: cytoplasm. The record is from RefSeq and is a predicted model, not a curated record. Gene Ontology annotation, biological process: phospholipid transport.